Messenger RNA from Parnassius apollo (apollo), 573 nucleotides. The record is from the annotation of a GenBank genome assembly. NCBI's taxonomy places the organism in Eukaryota, Metazoa, Arthropoda, Insecta, Lepidoptera, Papilionidae.
AUGUGUAGUUCUUGUUCCAAUGUAACUGUCAUACGACAAUGCGCUGGCAUACGAGUAACCGAUGAGACCCCAGUUCGUGGCUCUGAUGUACACCUAAGGGACAAAGAUUUAUCCAACUUAUCCUUCGAAGAAAGCACUCCCCUAGACAAAAAAGGAUCUUUGACAUCUGAAGGGAUGAUCGACGUUGCAGAUUUAUUGUAUAAAGUAAAUAAUGUGAUUGUUGAAAAAUUGAAUAGUUUUGAGACCAAAGUUUUAAACGAAAUUAAAGCUACCGUUACAGUGUUAGCACAGGAAAAUAGUAAACUAAGACAAGAUCUAAGUGAAGCAAAUAAAAAAUGCAGUUUAUUAGAGCAACAGAUUUCAAUUUUGAAAAAUGGAAUAAAUAAAGUCGAAGAAAAUCGACAAAGUCGACGAAAGGCAACGGUGUCAAAACUGGAGUCUGAUACCACUCCAAGCUUGUCGCUGGCACCGGUGGCGCCGGCUUGUCGGUGGAGCGGCCGGCGCAGCCCGCGCCCAGCGAUACCAAUACAUGAACUGAAGUCAAAGGGAAAAAGGAGGUCAGACCAGUCAUAA